Molecule: messenger RNA, 573 nt
Organism: Microthlaspi erraticum
Lineage: Eukaryota; Viridiplantae; Streptophyta; Magnoliopsida; Brassicales; Brassicaceae
Source: the annotation of a GenBank genome assembly
AUGUCAACAAAGUGCACUUACCUUUUCGGUCAAAGGUCUAUAAGUAACUCCAGAGUUAAGCGUGCUUGGGCUGGAGUAGUUGAAGGAUGGGUGACCUUCCGGGAAGUGGUUUCCGAAACCGUGGGUGAGGCCCACGGGCCGAGAUGGGCAUGCGGGCCCAGAGAGAGGGCGUGGGUGACUCACCGGGAGGGACGGUCGGGGCAUUAUACCACCGGGCAUCUGAUAGAGAGUAAGUUACCCUCCAGUCUCAAACGCCACUCAUCGGCCUCCUUGAUGUCUUUUGGAGCAUUCUGGAGCAUAUGGGACAUGAGGAGCAUGGAGGGACUUGGCAUGGACGCAGCUCAACUGGAUACGCAAAGGAAGAAGGGAGAAGCCAUCUUGAAGACCAGCUCGACCGUCUACUCGACCAACCGGUCGAGUUCCUCAACUCGACCGGCCAAGCUUCAACUCGAUCGAGCUGGAGUCAAAGUCAAACCCGAAAAAUGUUGCUUCCCCCUUGACUUUCCUUUGACCCUAAACCUAAUCCUCUUGUAUUUAAAGGCUCUAAGCCACGAAAAAACCACCAAGCUUUAG